UGAACAACACCGAGGCAUCACUGUUUUUCUUUUCAAGAAAAGGACAGAAACUAGAGGUUCACCCCCAUCAUUUGCCCCAAGAAAAUGUCAGCAAAUGAGCCUUCAUCUCUGUCUGUGUGUAUAAGUAGUGGAUUAGUUGAGCCAUGGAGGUUCAGGUAAGAUAGGAUAGCAGUAGGGGUACAUGGAGAGGAAAAGAAAGGAGAUGGAGAAGGCCAAGUCUGGGCUGAGGCUGGCCAUGGAGGAGCUCUGUUUAUGCAGUCCAGGAGAUGUGGAGGAGAAGCAGGAGCAGGUGCAGCCAAGGUCAUCCACCAUGGACCUCCUCUCUGUCUCCAAGCAGCUCCUCCAUGUCCUUGAUGAGAUUGGACCAACGUUGCUAGUCCUGAGGCAAGACAUUCAGCAAAACAUUCAGAGAUUACAAGAUCUGCAUGAAAGAGACUCUUCCAAAUAUGUGAGCUUGACGGCGAUAGUUACAGAGGAAGUGGAGCAAGAGACAGCAAAGAAGACCAAAAGCUGCACCAGAGCUAUCAUCUGGUUGUCUAGGUCGAUAAGUUUCUCAAAAUAUUUACUGGAGAGGCUGCUGAAAGCCCCAGAAUUGAGCCUGAGAGAGAUUGUGGAAGAAGCCUAUGCUAGUACUCUAAAGCCAUGGCAUGGUUGGAUCUCAUCGGCUGCUUAUAAGGUAGCAAUGAAGCUCGUCCCAGAAAGAGAAGUUCUCAUAGCGCUGCUGAUGGGUAACUGUCAAGACUUUGAGGAUCUUGCGGAAGAUGCGAAAAUGUUGACCUAUGCUGUCCAGCCCAUGUUAGAGGAGAUCGAUGCAAUCUCGGUCAGAGUUUUGAACUUCACAUCUGUCUAUUACCAAGAUAAAAGUUGCAAUGAAAGAUCAGAAUUUCUUGCUCAUACAUGCAGUAUAUAUAUGUGUGGUUUGCAGGCUAAACACAACUUGGACAAGAUGAAAUCCUCUUAGGAUUUUGCCGAUCGCCUGUACAUAGCUGCAUAAUCGUACCUAACCUUGCGUCGUACUUGUAAUAGUGAAAGGCCUUAUUUUUUUUGGUGUUCUCUUGUAGGUUGCAAGUGACAAUUUGAAUGUGCAAAACUCGUUGAGUGUAUUCCUUCCCUUGUAGUUUUAGUGGAUCCAGGCUCGAUCGAAUAGUGCAUGUUUUCUUCAAAAAUCAAAACUAGCUACUUCUUUCUUCCUAGCUAGACAGAGAGUUGUGCUUAUCCUUGUAGUUUAGUGGAUCUUGUCCUUACAGUUUUUUGAGUGUUAUGCAGAGAAGAAAUGAUCUGUUUGAUACA
Molecule: messenger RNA, 1290 nt
Organism: Setaria italica (foxtail millet)
Lineage: Eukaryota; Viridiplantae; Streptophyta; Magnoliopsida; Poales; Poaceae
Product: glycolipid transfer protein 2
Exons: 5
Coding region: 182-961 (259 amino acids)
Biological process (GO): ceramide transport; intermembrane lipid transfer
Cellular component (GO): cytoplasm; membrane; cytosol
Molecular function (GO): ceramide 1-phosphate transfer activity; ceramide 1-phosphate binding
Source: RefSeq, a predicted model, not a curated record